GGCAUUAUGGGGCGGAGGUAGUGGCAGUUCCUUCUACAGUGUGACUAAGAGGAGAGGACACUGCUCAAACCCCCGGUUGACCGUUUAGGUAUCCGUUCCUGUAGGUAGAACCGUGCAUCUGCUGAAGCGUCGCCGGACCGGUGGCGCGAGAUGGCACACAACGCUAUGAUGAGCAACGCGGAAGACGUAGCCGACCAGUUCCUGCGCGUGACCAAGCAGUACCUGCCCCACGCGGCGCGUCUGUGUCUGAUAAGCACCUUCCUGGAGGACGGCAUCAGGAUGUGGUUCCAGUGGAGCGAGCAGAGAGACUACAUCGAGGCCACCUGGGGCUGUGGGUACUUCCUGGCUGCCUGCUUCGUGCUGCUCAACCUGGUGGGGCAGAUAGGAGGGUGCGUGUUGAUCCUGAGUAGAAACUUCGUCCAGUACGCCUGCUGUGGUCUGUUUGGAAUCAUCGCCCUGCAGACCAUCGCCUACAGCAUUCUCUGGGAUGUCAAGUUCUUGAUGAGGAACUUGGCUCUGGGUGGAGGUCUGUUGCUGCUGCUGGCGGAGGGCCGUCAGGAGGGGCGGAGCAUGUUUGCGGGGGUGCCCUCGGUGAGGGAGAGCUCCCCUAAGCAGUACAUGCAGCUGGGUGGACGCAUCCUGCUGGUGCUCAUGUUCAUGACCCUGCUGCACUUUGACCCCAACCUUAUCUCUAUCCUCCAGAACCUGGUGGGCACGGCCCUCAUCGUGCUGGUGGCCGUGGGCUUCAAGACCAAGCUGGCCGCCCUCACCCUGGUCCUCUGGCUGUUCUGCAUCAACGUCUACUUCAACGCCUUCUGGAAUGUUCCGGCCUACAAGCCCAUGCACGACUUCCUGAAGUACGACUUCUUCCAGACGCUGUCCGUGAUCGGAGGCCUGCUGCUGGUGGUGGCGCUGGGGCCAGGGGGCGUGUCCAUGGACGAGAAGAAGAAGGAAUGGUAGAGGGGGAGGAAGGGGGCGCCGCCUCCUCUCCUCCCUUGUUGAUGAGACGAGCUCUGCAGGACUCCACACACCACACACACACACACCAAUGCAACACCCGUCAGACUCAAGGAACUGGAUAUUCUCCACCUUUACCCAUCCUAACAUCCCACAUCACACUCUCUCCCCCCCUCCCUCUCCUUCUCUCUCCCCCCCUCCCUCUCCUUCUCUCUCCCCCCCUCCCUCUCCUUCUCUCUCCCCCCCUCCCUCUCCUUCU
Molecule: messenger RNA, 1216 nt
Organism: Osmerus eperlanus (European smelt)
Lineage: Eukaryota; Metazoa; Chordata; Actinopteri; Osmeriformes; Osmeridae
Product: surfeit locus protein 4-like
Exons: 6
Coding region: 151-960 (269 amino acids)
Biological process (GO): Golgi organization
Cellular component (GO): endoplasmic reticulum-Golgi intermediate compartment; membrane; endoplasmic reticulum
Source: RefSeq, a predicted model, not a curated record